Volvox carteri f. nagariensis is the source of this 4326-nucleotide messenger RNA. RefSeq lists its product as uncharacterized. Bases 1 to 3540 code for a protein of 1179 amino acids. NCBI's taxonomy places the organism in Eukaryota, Viridiplantae, Chlorophyta, Chlorophyceae, Chlamydomonadales, Volvocaceae. Gene Ontology annotation, cellular component: Cdc73/Paf1 complex. The transcript has 21 exons. Gene Ontology annotation, molecular function: RNA polymerase II complex binding. Gene Ontology annotation, biological process: regulation of DNA-templated transcription. The record is from RefSeq and is a predicted model, not a curated record.
AUGGCGGACCGAAUUUAUGUUCCCGUAGUGGACUCAAAUGAAAUUGUUGCAAUUGAUCUAUCGCAAGUGCCGGAGAACGCGGAGGAACUGCUCGAUCUGCUCGUUUCCGAGGCUGCUCCACUUAGCACAUGGUUUGAUUGCGCCAGAGCAUAUCUCCAGCAGGGACGGUUGGAUGGGUUCGACCUCAUAUACGAAACAGCGACCAGCGAGGAGACGGCAGUCGAAGUAGAGCGGUACUUUGGCCAGAAGCCUACAUACGAGCGAAUCCUUUUUUUUACAGCAAAAGCAGCAGUGUUAAUAGCACAGGCACGUGAUGAGAAGACGGCUGACAGCAAGGCGAGGCUUUUAUCGGACGCCCGCAAGCUCAUUACGCAGGCCGGCACGCUGGACCAGAAUGAGCAGUUGGUGCACCUCUCCAGUGGACUGCACUUCCUAGCCAGGGGCGACCUCCAGAACGCCUCCCGCGAUUUUAAGCGAGCCGCCACCUGCCGCAACAACGGCCGCGCUAACGUCAUCGGCUACCUCGCGGUGGCCGGUCUGGCCUACCAGCAGCAGCAGUACAAGGAGGCGAUGUCCUACUACCGUGCCGCGCUGCGGGACUUCCCCGGCUCGGGGUGCCCGGCGGAGGUGCGAUUGGGCAUUGCUGCGUGCGCCUUCAAGCUGGGUGACCUAGCCACCGCGCGGGCGGCUUAUCGUCGGGGUCUGGCUGACUGUCUUCGUCACCUGCUGACGGCCUUCCAAUUACACCCGGGUCAUGCUUGCGCGCUGGACAAGCGCAGCCCGCUUCCCCGGCUGGGUAUGGCCCAGACGUACUGCGCAGCGGGUCAGCUGGUGAAUGCGGCCACGGAGCUGGAGGAGGCUCUCAAGGCGGCACCCGCUUUCUAUGACGCACUCAAGAUUCUGGGGCAGCUGCUGCCAGCCCUGAACCGCGACGGCGCUGGUGCACCGACCCGCGGGUCAUCCUCUGCCGACGGUAGCAGCCGCCUUGCUGCCACGGUUGCCAUGUUGAAGGACGCCACGUCCAAGCAACCCAACGAUGCGGAUAUGUGGGAGAUGCUGGGGGAGCUGCUGGCGCCGACUGACCCCGCGGGUGCGCUGGCGGCUUACAAGAAAGCACUCGACGCGCACGCUGCCGUGCAAGCUGGCAUUGACAAGCGUCGUGCGGUGCAGGCGGAACGUGUCGCUGCGCGGCGCGCCGCCGUAGAGGCGCGGCGGCGCGAGCGGCGGGAGCAGCGAGCGGCGCGGGAUGAAGAGCGGCAGCGGCGACGCGAGGCCAGGCAGGCCAAGCAACAGCGCAAGCAGCAGCAGCGGGACGGGGAGGACGUGGAUAUGGACAAUCUGUUUGGCUCGGACGACGAGGAGGAUGUGGGUGGCGAGGAGGAGGAAGAGGUGGAGCGUGCAGCGGCCGAGGCGGAGGAGGAGGCGGAACAGCAGGAGUUGGCAGCACAGCUGGCGGAAGAGGGCGAGGAGGAGGAGGACGAGCCCGUUCCCGACCACAUCAUCCCUGCCCGCCUGCUCAACAACGCUGCCGUACUGCAUUACAGGCAAGUCGAGGCUGGUGAUGUGAGUUCCGCCAUGGCUUUGCUGCGGCGGGCCCAAGACGCCAUGUCUCGCGGGGCGGAUGGGUGUGGGGGGGUGAGCUCCCACAUGCACCUGGCCACACUCACAUUCAACCGGGCUCGACUGAUGGAGGCCAGCGGGGAGUACAAGGCCGCGGCGCAGCUGUACAAGGACGUGCUGUCCGAGCACGGCACCUACAUCGACUGCUACCUGCGGCUAGCGUGUAUAGCCAGGGCCAAGGGGAGCCACAAGGAGGCGCUGCGAUAUGCGCAGUCGGCUCUGGAUGUGGAGGGCGGCCAUGCGGACGCCCUGGCGCUGAUGAGUCAGCUGCACAUGGAGAGGAGGGACUACGAGGCGGCGGGGCGGACUCUUAUCCAGUUGCUCCAAGAUGACGGCAGCAAGCGGGACGUGUACGGCCGCAUCGGCUACGCCAACACCUACCUGUACACGGCCCCGCGGGACAGGAGGGAGGACUCGGCCAAGAAGGCGGAGGCGCGGUUCAGCAAGGCCCUGGAUGAGUAUCGCUCCGUGCUGGAGGCCGACCCACGUAACGUGUGGGCCGCCAACGGGUGCGGGGCAGCGCUGGCGGAGCUGGGCUACCUGGAUGCGGCGCAGGUGUACGCGUCCAUGGCUCUGUCGGAUGGCUUCCUCACCAUCCCUGAUGUGCUCAUCAACCUGGCGAACGUGCACCUGGCAAGAUGCGACUACCAGGAUGCCGUACAUCUGUACCGUACGGCACUGGAUAAGCUGGAGCACAAGCACCAUCCGCAGGUGCUGCUGUACCUGGCACGUGCCUUGUACGACAGCAACAAGCUGAACGAGGCUCAGUCUUGUCUCAAGCGAGCCAUCCACCUGGCGCCCACCGACUACAAGCUCAGAUUUAAUUAUGCGCUGACCAUGCAGGAGUGGGCUGUCCGCAGCUUCCGCAAGGAGCGCCCCCCCGGAGACCCCACCAAGCUACCCGACCUGCAGCGGGCGGAGCUGCUCCUCAAGGAGGCUCACCGCCACUACGAGCACCUCAAGGUGCUGGGCAGGGAGCGGAGCGGGCUGGAUGAGGUCAAGCUCACGGCGCAUGUCAGCUUCUGCGCGGCGCAGUUGCGAAAGACUCCGGACCUGUUGGAGGCGGCUGCCAAGGAGGACUACGAGGCGAGGCUGCGGCGCCACGAACAAAUCAAGAUGCGCGAGGCCGCGGAGGCGGAGCGACAGGCGGAGGAGCUGCGGAAGCAGGCGGAGGAGGAGGAGGCGAGGAGGCGGCGGGACGCCAUGGCACGUGCCGCGCAGGAGAAGCUGGAGAUGCGGAAGGCUGAGUGGCGGCAGCAGGCGGAGCUGAUGGCGGAUAUGGAGGGCGACGGGGCAGGUGGCCGAGAGGCGGCUCGCAAACGUCGGCGCGGAGAGGGCGGCUCGGGCAAGAAGCGCAAGGACAAGGGCGGCCGCAGUGGCGGCAAAGGCGGCAGGGACGACGCGUUCGGGGAUGAGGAAGAGGAGGCGGUGGUGGGCACCGAGCCAGGGGAGGAGGAGCCAGACUAUGACGAGGCGCGGCGUGCCGCCGGGCUGCCGAGCGACGAUGGCGACGACGGCGAUGGCGGCGGCGGCGGCCGCUCAGGGAGUAAGCGCCGCCGGCAGCGCCUGCGGGCCGCGGCGGCAGCGGCGGCCGAUGAGGAUGCUGGUGGGGCAGACGCAGCGGCCGGGCUGGAGGAUAUCGAGGACGAGCCGGGUGGUGAGGGAGCUGCAGGGGUUGGCGAGGCGGAGGGCCACGAGGAGGAGGAGGAGCUGCAGGACGUUGGCGAGGGCGAAGUCAUGGAGAUCGGGAGCGAACGCGGGAAGCGCAGCAGGCGCGGCGCAGCAGCGCUGGAAGAGGACGAGGAUGAGGAGGGCGGCGAUGGGGCAGGCGGGAAGGGGUCGGAGCGGGGAGCGGACGGGGAAUCUAACCCGCAGAACCUUCACCGAGACUUGUUCGGCGAUGAAGAUGACGAUGAGUGAUAAGAAAAAGGAGCGUCUGGGCUGGCUGGCUUCAAGAGCUGUCUUGUUAACCUGGUUUGGCAUCGCGCACAUGGCCACCAUUUGAACCCAAGACCGUUGCGCGUUGGGGAUUUGUCCUCCACCUCUGACCUCAUGACUGAGGAAGAUAUUUCCCCGUAAUACCUUGUUUACAGGAUUGCCACUGGAAGACUAAUGGGGCCAUGGGAACCUGCCAGGAAGAUGUGCUAAUGCGGUCGUGUUGAUGCUGCUGCGGCACAGGAAGCUGCGUUGGGUUGCGUGGACACUCCCGGUAUUGGGGCGCCUUGCGAGGCUGGGGCGAUGUGCUAUAGGGGGUGGGCGCCGCUGCCUAGGCAGCACCUCCCUCGCCACCCCGCAUCGAGCUGGCCGCAACGAUGUCAGGAUAGACAUAUUUUCUUACAUAAUUAUCGAGCGAUAUUACAGUGCGGACUGGUUGUUAUGCCCGCGCGUUGCUUAGACCAGGGACGGUCCGAAAAGGUCUCAAUGCGAGUCCCCUGCCAUGGCCGGAAAGCAGUAAAAACCCUAAACCUCACAGACACAUUCCUGCCGAGCACUUCGAAAGGAAGACCCUAGACACGGCCUGCAUCCGGAGCUAGGAUGGUCACUGGUAGUAGCCACAAACGUGGGGAAGUACGAAUCAGGCCAACGCGAACGCGUCUUUCACUAAAUCUAUCACUUAGCCUCAACCCCUCCUCAUACGGCCCAGCGCCCUCUCCCUCGCGGGGGAGGACACAAAUCAGCCUAUUAGGUAGACGAGCCAAUAAUUCG